CAUGCGAAGCGCACAACUGCGGAGCAGCGCCCCAGCGCAGGGGUCUGGCGUGCGCAGGUCCAGCAGCGCUGGGCGGCGUCCUGUUCGCCACAACGUCGCUUGCAAUGCGGCCAAGAAGUCAGAUGACAGCUUCCUGUCGACAUUUAUUCGCAAGGGCGCUGUGGCCGGCCUGGCAGGCGUGCUUCUGGGGACCGCCCAAUUCGGUGGUGGCUAUGCUGAAGCUGCCCCGUCGCUGACUGCGACCCAGAAUGCCAAGGCAGAAGAGCUGGCGCGCAUUGUCAGGGAGCGUACCGGCCAGGACCUGCCUCGCGUGGAGGCUUCUCCUUCGGCCGACGCCGAGCUGGAGGAGGCGCGUGCCGCCGCCGAGCGCGCCGUCACCUCGGGCAACUCCUCCGCCCUGAAGGAGCAGCUGCGUGUGCUCAACGACCAGCUGCGUCGCGAGCAGGUCGAGCGGGAGCGACUGGAGGCCCGCGCCGCCGACCUGGCGCGCGCCGCCGCCCGCGCGCAGGCCGCCGCGCAGACCGUCGACGCGCCCGCGCCGUCGGUGCAGGUGGUGGAGAAGGUGGUGGAGAGGGUGGUGGAGCGGCCCGUGGGCCCCUCUGCUGCGGAGCAGGAGGCGCAGCGCAAGCAGUUUGAGGCCCUGCAGCAGCAGCUGCAGGAGGCGCAGGCAGCGGCGCAGGCGUCGGCGGCGCAGCAGGCGGCGCUGGAGCAGCGGCUGGCGGCGGCGCGGGAGGCCGCAGCGGUGGCCGGCGAGGGCGAGGAGGAGAGCAGCCCGCUGGGCUUUGUGGGCGCGCUGGGCAUUGUGGUGGGCGGCGGCCUGGCCGGCUACGUGGCUGUGCUCAACCAGAGCAAGGAGAAGACGGAGGAGGAGCUGACCAGCACCAUCGCGGUGGAGCGCAAGGCAGUGGCGGAGCUCAAGGCCAAGGCCGCGGACGCCGCCGCCGCCCUGGAGCGCGAGCGCAACCUGGUGGCGCGCCUGCAGGGCGAGAUGAAGGCCGCCGCCAACGACAGCGCCCGGCUGCUGGAGCUGGAGAAGGUGGAGAAGGAGGCGGCCAGGCGGUCGGCCACCCUCACGGAGGAGAGCCUGGCGGUGGAGAAGAAGCUGGUGGAGGCCAUGAGGCGCGAGGCCGCUGCCGCCGAGGAGCUGAUUGAGGCGGAGAAGGCCGCCAAGUUCGCGGCGGAGGCGGAGGCGCGCGCAGUGGCGGAGAGCCUGGCCGCCACGGAGAGGGCGCUGGCCAGCGAGCGCGAGGUGGUCAAGAAGGUGGGCCGUGAUGCCCAGGAGGCCCUGGCCCGGCUGCGCGCCACUCAGCAGCAGGCGGGCGCCGCCGUCAUCACCAACAGCCAGCUGACGGCGUCCAUGGACGAGGAGGCGGCGAGGCGAGGCGAGGCGGAGGAGCUGGCGGAGGAGCUGCAGCAGCGGUUGAGCGCGGCGGGCGAGAAGAUGGCGCAGCAGGAGGACAUGCUCAGCAAGGUGGGCAAGGAGGCGCUGUCCAUGAAGUCGGCCAUGAAGGUGCUGAAGGAGCAGGCGCUGGCCAUCAGCGUCAGCGCGCAGAAGGACGCGGCGGCGGCGCGCGAGGAGCGCGAGAAGGUGGAGGCGCAGCUGGCGGCGGUCAGCAAGCAGCUGGCGGAGGAGCGCGACGCCGCCACUCAGGCCCGCAGCGAGCAGUCCCGGCUCAAGGCGGCGCUGGUGGAGAGCCAGGCGCGCGCCGCCGGCCUGGAGGCGGAGCUGGAGCAGGCCAAGGCCGCCAACACAGGACUGCAGGCGCAGGUGAAGGCGCUUCAGGGCACGGUGGUGGGUCUGGAGGACCAGCUGGCUCAGAGCUCCUCCUCCAACGCCGCGCUGAGCCAGCAGGCCAGUGGGCUGCGGAGUGAGCUGGCGGACGUGCGGAAGGCGCUGGGGGCCACACAGGACUCUCUGGCUGCUGAGCGCGCCGGCUCCGCCGCCACCGCUGCGGCGCUGGACCAGCUGCGCGGCGAGUACCGCACCGCCCUGGAGCGGCUGUCGGGUCGGGAGGCGGAGGUGGCGGCGCUGCAGCGCGAGCGGCAGGAGCUGCAGCGGCAGCUGGGGGCGGUGCGCGGCGAGCUGGAGGCCAGCCAGGCUGGCCGUGCGGACGCGGAGCGCCGCGCCCGCGACGUGUCGGGCGAGCUGGCCGCGUCCAAGCAGCGCGCCGGCGACCUGGAGAGCGCCGGAGCCAAGGCCGCCGCCGCCGCGCGCCAGGUGCAGGAGGCCUACAACCGGGAUGUGGGCGCCGCCCGCAGCCGCAUCAGCGGCCUGGAGGGCGAGCUGGCGGCGCAGCGGGCCAGCAACGCCGAGCUGGAGCGCCAGCUGUCGGCGCGCCUCAGCCAGGUGUCGGCGCAGCUGACGCAGGCGGAGGAGGCCGCCAAGGCCGCCAAGACGGAGCGCGACUCGGCGCUGGUGUCGGCGGCGCAGCAGCUGCAGGGCGUGCGCGCCGAGGCCGCCGCCGCGCAGCAGACCGCCGCCAAGACCAUGGCGGAGCUCAACGAGGAGCGCUCGGCGCGGCAGGCGGCGGAGGCCAACCUGGCGGCGCUGAGGGGGCAGCUGGACCUGCUGGUGAGCCGCAGCGACGACUACCGCAAGGAGGCGGAGACGGCGGUGACGCAGCUGCGGGAGCAGUACGAGGCGCUCAAGGUCAAGGCCCAGGCCAAGCGCAGCGCCUCGCGCAAGGCCGCUGGCGAGGCCGCCGCCGGCCCCAACUCCAUCUUCAACGGCGCCAACGGCGCGGCCGCCAACGGCAACGGCCCCAGCCAGGCCGUCGCCACCGUGACCGCCGUGGCCGCCGCCGCCGCGAUCGCCGCCAACGCCGCGAACGCCGCCAAGGCCGCCGCCGCCGAGGCGCCGGCUGCCGAGACCGCGCCCGCCACCGCCGCGCACACGGAGGCCGCGCCUCAGGCCGAGGCGCCGGCGCCGGCGCACGCGGAGGCCCCUCAGGCCGAGGAGGCGAAGGCGGCUGAGGAGGUCAAGACGGAGGAGGCUGCGCCCAAGGAGCCUGCCAUGGCGUCUGCGGCUGCUGCCGGCGGCUCAGGCAGCGCCGCCGGCUUUGGCGGCGCUGGCAAGAAGAAGAAGUCGACCAAGAAGAACUAAACGCACUCAGGCGCACACAGCAUCUGGAGAUGUGGGGAGAUGCGGAGGGAGGGAAGGCAACAUGAAAGAGGCGGCGAAGGGGGCGUGGGACGUCUGGGAAUGGAGCACCGCCGGUGCUGCAGCAGCGGGAGUGCUGUGCGUACGGCCCAAUGGGUUUAGGCCUUUAGGAGACUGGAGGCGUAUUUGCUCUCCACAUGGCGAAACGGCAUGACGCAACACGUCAGCGGCAUGCGGAUUUCCUGCAUGUGGGACGGGGCAAGGGCAAGGACACACACAGCAUUCCUGCUCGUAGCGGUGAUGUCGAUGCAAGCGCAAACGCUGUGCAUCCGUGUCAGCGCGGCGUGCGCUAUACGCCGCGUUGUGAGCGGCCGCACUCUUCCAAGCCAAACGACCACAUGGCUCCGGGAAGAGCGCUAGGAGGGAAUAAUAUAUGUCUCCAUUGCUGUGGUCGGGUGCUCUGCAAGUUGCCGGCGUCUGGUGGCUGUGGAGGACUGCAAUACGGUGUGCCUGAGCAUGCCGGCUGAUGUGGCUGAGCCUUGCGCAUUGUACCUGGAUGCCAGAUCGGGCACUCGGGCAGGCUACUUUGGCGCGCGCGCGCGCACAGCCAAGACGGCUUUUAUGGGCUUGCCGCUCGGAAUCAAAUGCUUGAGGCCUGGUCGUUUGGCGUUGACGUACCGGUAUAGCUGUUGGAUGGGGGCCAAUUUUGAUCCUUUGUGGCCGUAUCAGCGUAUUUGUGAGGAGACAGGGCAUGCCGUACCAUCGAGUGACACACUGAUGAGCCCAGAAGGUGCAUCGCCACCCCAGGCGCCUUGGCUGGGUUUGCGGCACUCGCACGAAGCACACCGCAAAGCGCACGUGUGUGUUCUGCCGCCAUGAGAGAACCCCGCGACGACUUGACGAAGAUUUAUAUUGUAACCUG
Molecule: messenger RNA, 4022 nt
Organism: Chlamydomonas reinhardtii
Lineage: Eukaryota; Viridiplantae; Chlorophyta; Chlorophyceae; Chlamydomonadales; Chlamydomonadaceae
Exons: 16
Coding region: 2-3103 (1033 amino acids)
Source: RefSeq, a predicted model, not a curated record